Cladocopium goreaui is the source of this 3591-nucleotide messenger RNA. The record is from the annotation of a GenBank genome assembly. Lineage: Eukaryota; Dinophyceae; Suessiales; Symbiodiniaceae.
AUGUCGCCUGACUUUGAACAGCAGAGUGGUUGGUUUGAUCAGUUUGAUCUCUACAGGUCGGUCUCGGAGUUAACAGAGGAGGAGGCGGAGCAUUGGAGGGUUUUGGAGUGGCUCCCUAGCAGCAGUCCGACUGCCAAGACCAACCUUCGAGGGCGGCAUUGGGAGCUCACGUGGUGGCAGCUAUGGCCACGACAGAGGAGGGCAGCAAGCGCCCUUGGAUAUACAAAGUGGAGUUGGGAUCAGAACAUUUGGCUACUGCCUUGGAGUCUUUCAUGGUUUGAACUGGACUUCAGCCUGCGUCGGCACCUGGAGGAUCUCGGUGAAACGCAAGAGCUGUGGGAUGGCUGGAGCAAGCCCGAGUCGCAAGGGGAGAGCCCGGAGCUCCUCGCCAAGAUCAACGCGUCGGGCGAACAGCGACUUUGGACUCAGCUGUCAGAGAAGCAGCAGCGGUCAGCGAGAGCUUUGGGUUUUCUCCCAGCCACCUGGAACAUGGAGGAAGCAGCCGACAUGAGUGGAGUGAUCGCAAAGAUGUUUCCUCCAGGCUUCGAAGGCUGUGUGACGCAAGGGUGUGAUGAAGAAUCCUUUGAGAUGGCCAAGCAGCUGGCUCUUAGUCAUCCACUGAUAUAUGCAUCGUUUGGCUGCCAUCCAAAGGCUGCAUGGAGCUAUGACGAUGACUUUGAAAAGACCAUGCUGGAAUACAUGGAAGCUUGUGGCAAGAAGGUGGUCGGCUUUGGUGAGUUUGGACUAGACUAUUCCCAUCCCUACUUCGGGCCCAACGAGGAGAACCGGGAAAGGCAGCGCCAGGUCUUUGUGAGACAGUUGGAGGUUGCCAUCUCGAGGGAGAUGCCGCUGGUGAUACACAGCCGUGAAGCGGAAGAUGAUACGUUGCGUAUCAUGAAGGCUGCUGUGCCGCAAGAUUGGAAGGUGCAUUUACACUCCUACAGGGGUAGCGUCUCCCACAUGAAGGAGAUGCUGGAUGAAUUUCAUCAGUUGUAUGUUGGAAUGCCAGGAAUACUUACCAUGAAUGAUGACCAUGCCCAGGAGCUGGUCCGGCAGUGUCCCCUGGCCCCAGGCAUGCUGAGGCUGGGACAUAGAAUUCCUCCAACUGACAGUCACCCCGCAGCAGAGCAAAUCCCAGAGCUGUCGCCCACGGAGCUCUGCGAUUUGGCAUGGUCCGUGGCCAAAUCUGGGCGCUGGAAAAAUCUGAAAAACCCGGAGUCCGAAGAUUGGAUUUCAUGUGUGAGCUUUAUGAUUGCCAUUCCAGCCAGGGUCCGGGAGUUAGAAACCCAUGCCUUGGCUACUUCCCUGUGGGCUUUGGCGACUGUGCCAAGCCGGCUGGUGACUGCCAGGUCCCUGAAUCCAAUUAGGUCCUUGUGCCAGGAAGCAUCCUUGCGCUUCAGAGAAAUGGAGCCGGGGCAGGUGAACAUGUCUUGGAGCAUUGGCUUCAUCUCCCAUGGAGAUGGCGGAACCUUUCUCGCGACGUUGGAGUCCUCUCUGGACUACCGGCAGUUUGGAUCGGGGCAGCUUGUGGCUUUAGCCUGGAGCUUCGCAAGGGCUAGGCCCAACAAUCGAGAUGUGCAGGUGCGACUUGCAUCUGCAUGCGCAGCACGAGAGGCUUUGGGAGCGAAAAGGCUCUGCAACCUGCUGUGGGCACUGGCCAAGACAGCCAUUCGCACUCACCCAGUCGCCCCAGACGAGACACCUGGAGGAGUUUUGCCCCUGGAUCAGAUGGAGGCCCUGAUGAGGAUGGUGCAGAUGUCUCUGCACACGUAUUCCAUGUCAAACAUAUGCACCCUGGCAUGGGCCAUAGCAAUCAUCCGAUGUGAAGGAUCCAAGGAUGCCGAACUGAUGACCAAACAGAUUCAUCAGAGAGUCAGCUCGGAAAUGGCGGCACUUACACCGAGACAGCUGGCCAUGUUGAGCUGGUCCUUUGCCAAAGUGUACCACAUUUCAUGGCCAUUUCUGCACCGGGCAGUUCUUUCAUCGCUGGAGGUACUUGAGGGAUUUACAGGGCAGGACAUAGCCAACCUCUUGUGGGCUUCAGCCACAUCAGUGCCGAUCAUCUUGGAGGAUGCAGAUGAGGGCGAGAUAGCUUUGACCAUGAAAGGACUAGAGGCCCUUGCCCAAAAGGCUUUGCACGACCAUCAGAUGACACCACAAGGAUUUGCGAAUGUUCUGUGGGCAUGUGCCCAUCUUUCGCUCAAGGAUGAUGGCUCUAUGCAGGAGCUGUCUGCUACUUUUGGAUUCGCCCGGGGCAAUGAAUUGCACCUGCGGGAUCUUUCGAACAUCGCCUGGGCCUUGGCCAUCUAUGGCCAGCAGCUUCCGUCUCCGCUGGCUUCACUCGCCAGCCACCUGAUAGCUGCCGCUGCCCCAAAACGCCGCAGGGAGAUGCAGGAUGAAGCCAGGGCCAUCCUGGGGCUGAUCUGGGCGGAAGCCUUUACGGGGCCGGUGCAUUGUGGAUCAAUGGAUACAUCCUGCGGGGUUUUGGGCGCCAGGCGCCUGCGGGACAUCGGAUUUCAGCUGGAUGAAGCUGCACGGUUGCAGCAGAAAUCACUGCUGCCAUGCGGCCCAACACCCGUCCAGGUGGCUUCCAGGGAUGGUGGGCCACAGGUAGUGCUGGACCUGCCAGACCGAAUGGUUUUGCUGAAGCCUUCUGGAUGGGAGGUGGAUCAGAAAGGUGAGGGGACCAGGCAUUCAUCGCAGACACUCAAGCUGUCCGCCUACGUGCAACAACUUUUCGCCCCAAGACAAUUUCCCAUCCUGGCAGAUGAGUCGCAUCAACACGGCUUUUUGCAUCGACUAGACCUGCCCAGUUCAGGUUUGGUGCUGACGGCCAAGAGCUACCAGGCAUUCUAUGACUUAAUGGUGCAACUCCAUUCCGGCACUUUGCAGCGCGACUACGUGGUGCUUUGCCACGGCUGGUUGGCUCCCGCCUGCAGCCGCAUCGAGGCUAAGGUGUCGUGGUCGGCCUCGGCCGAUCCCAGCCGCGUCCAUGAGGGCCUCGGGAAGCCGGCUGUGACCAGGUUGAAGUUGCAGGCGCACCUGACAAGGGGACAGGAAUGCUACAGCCUAGUGGCCAUCCGCAUUUCCACUGGCAGACGGCACCAGAUCAGGGCACAUUUAGCCCAUGCCGGCCAUCCUGUGGUUUGUGAUGCCAAGUAUGGCCAAAGCAGCCAGGUUGACAAGGCAAGAGGAACAGUGGAACAGUACCAUCAAGAUUUGCAAUGGUGCUCUCGAAACUUCUUGCAUCGGUACCGGGUGGCAUGGGACUCCCAAGAGCCACAUGAAUCAUAUGAAGCACUUGCAGUGCUGCCAAGUGAAUUAAAAGAAGCUUUAACCCACUUGUCACCCAAACUUCGUGCGGGAAGAGUAUGCCCCACCUCAGCUAAGCAGUUGCAGUGGUGGCUUGAGGGAAAGGAGAGGAUGCUCGUGGAAACGGAUGCACCAUACCUGCCGGUUCAAGGUCACUGGCUAAGUCACCCUGGAUUGAUUCCAACCAUCACGGCCAGAGUGGCGGAGUUGAAAGGCGUUGAGCUGCAGCGAGCGGCUACCAUGCUGCGCGAGAAUGCUCGCAGCGUCUACGGGUUUUGA